This is a messenger RNA of Salvia hispanica, 948 nucleotides long. Lineage: Eukaryota; Viridiplantae; Streptophyta; Magnoliopsida; Lamiales; Lamiaceae. The record is from RefSeq and is a predicted model, not a curated record.
AUGGAGAAAAGAUCAGAGGUUUGGGAUCAUUUUACUCCGUUCUUAGAUAACAAUAAGAAACAGAGAGCUAAGGGUGUGCAUUGUGGGAAAACAUUUUAUGGAGAAUCUAAGAAUGGCACUUCAUCACUUAAAGAACAUUUGAGUAAAUACAAUAAAGUUUCAACUACAGGUCCUAGGCAAACACAGUUGGUGUUACAAUCUGGUCAAAGCUCAUCCCUUAAUAAUUGGAAUUUUGAGCAAGAAGAGGUUAGGAAAGCUUUAGCUUAUAUGAUCAUUGUGGUUGAGUUGCCUUUUAAGUUUGUUGAAGGGGAGGGUUUUAAAUACUUUUGUUUGAAGUCAUGUUCUCAGUUUAAGAUUCCAUCUAGAUGUCAUAAAGGUAUAGAUAUUGGUUUGGAAAUUGAGAAAUGCUUGCAUGAUUGGGGAAUCAAUAGGGUGUUCACCAUUACUGUUGAUUAUGCUUCUUCGAAUAAUACUGCAUUUGUUUAUUUGAAAAGAACUAUUAGGAAAUGGGGGGAAAGUGUUGGAAAUUGUGACUAUAUGCAUAUGAGGUGCAUUGCUCAUAUAUUGAAUUUAGUGGUGCAAAAAGGCUUGAAAGAGAUUGGGCCUUCGGUGAAGAAAUUCAGAAAUGUUGUUCGGUUUAUUAAACACUCACCUACUAGGUUGGGCAAAUUUAAGGAGUGUUGUGAACUAGAAAAAAUAUCUAGUAAGAGCAUGUUGUGCUUAGAUGUUGCUACUCGAUGGAACUCAACAUUCUUCAUGUUGGAAGCUGCAACAACAUUUGAGAAAGCUUUCUAUAGGUAUGAGUUGAUAGACUCAUCAUAUAAAAAUGAUCUUGAAGCAAAGCAAAAAGAUCUUGAAGUUGAUGAUGAUGAGGAGGAGGAUGAGGAUGUGGAUGUGGAUGGAGAUAGCGUUCAGGGGGUGCAGAAGAUUGGAGGAAAGCAAAAUUAA